This is a messenger RNA of Sus scrofa (pig), 2697 nucleotides long. It is a transcript of the gene RAB4A, whose product is annotated as RAB4A, member RAS oncogene family. Gene Ontology annotation, biological process: Rab protein signal transduction. Gene Ontology annotation, molecular function: GTPase activity; GTP binding. The record is from RefSeq and is a predicted model, not a curated record. NCBI's taxonomy places the organism in Eukaryota, Metazoa, Chordata, Mammalia, Artiodactyla, Suidae.
CCGGCCUCCCCGCGCGCACGCGCGACCGCGGGCUGGGGGCCGGGCCCCGCGCCCCCUCUCCUCCUCCUCCUCCUCCCCCGCGUCCAGGCCGGCGGGGGAGCUGGGGCCGUGCGCCUGCGCGGAGCCGGCAGUCCGGCAGGGCCGCAUCCGCGGGGUGGCCGGCAGUUGCCGUGGGGACCGCGGGCCCCUCCCUCCUCCAGUGCCCUGCCCUUCGCCGUCCCCCACCGAGGCGCGGCGGGCGACCCCGGCCUCCUGGCCCCGGCCCCGCCAGAGCUGCAGCCGGUGACCCGGCGAGAGGCGGUGCCGCUCCCAAGAUGUCGCAGACGGCCAUGUCCGAGACCUACGAUUUUUUGUUUAAAUUCUUGGUUAUUGGAAAUGCAGGAACUGGCAAGUCUUGCUUGCUUCAUCAGUUUAUUGAGAAAAAAUUCAAAGAUGACUCAAAUCAUACAAUAGGAGUGGAAUUUGGUUCAAAGAUAAUAAAUGUUGGUGGUAAAUAUGUAAAGUUACAGAUAUGGGACACAGCAGGCCAAGAACGAUUCAGGUCUGUGACGCGAAGCUACUAUAGAGGUGCAGCAGGGGCGCUCCUGGUCUAUGACAUUACCAGCCGAGAAACCUACAAUGCGCUUACUAAUUGGUUAACAGAUGCCAGAAUGCUAGCGAGUCAGAACAUUGUGAUCAUCCUCUGUGGGAACAAGAAGGACCUGGACGCUGAUCGUGAAGUCACUUUCUUAGAAGCCUCCAGAUUUGCUCAAGAAAACGAGCUGAUGUUUUUGGAAACAAGUGCACUAACAGGGGAGAACGUAGAAGAGGCCUUUGUACAGUGUGCAAGAAAAAUACUUAACAAAAUUGAAUCAGGUGAGCUGGACCCAGAAAGGAUGGGCUCAGGAAUUCAGUACGGAGAUGCUGCCUUGAGGCAGCUGCGGUCUCCGCGUCGCGCACAGGCCCCAAGUGCUCAGGAGUGCGGCUGUUGAAGCUACUCUGGGAGCACAGGUGUUCAUACAGUGGUAUUUGGGACACAAUUGUUGGAGCUUGAAGAAGAAGUUUUUUACCACCAUCUUUUUCUACUUUAUAUAGAAGUAGAUCUUUGUGCGGAAAAAAAUCAUUUGGGAUGUUAUGCAAGCUAGUAGAUGUGGCACAGCCAGCCGUAUGAUAAAUCCAAUUCAGCGGACAAGACCAUUCAGUGUACACAUGUAUGUGAAAAAUGUUUUGUUCCAUAUCUUCCUUCCCCCUUUGGUUUGGAUCCUGGCUAUGACUGUACAUAAGCUAGUCUGAUGCGUCUCCACAGCAUGGAUCUGAUGUAUGACUUGAUAGAGCAUUGCACUAAAUGCAGUCUAAUAUUUUUUAAUCGUAUGAACUAAAAUCUGUUCAUUGUGAGGUGUGCUUUGAUCAUCAUGGCGGCUAUAUUGCACAGUGGGUGAUAUUUAUGACCUUCUAUUCAAAGACUCUGGCAUUGAUGGCUGGUACAGUGCUUAAAGUUAAUUCCGUUUUCCACAGUCCACAAGGUGUUCACAUGAACCACACUCUAGAGAUCAGUAGUUACUCAUGUACUGAAAUAAAAUGAAAAAUGGAGUUUUUCCAUGAUCUUUACACAGUCCAGCACUCUGUUGAUUUUAGAACAUCUUCGUCCAGAUCAGUUCAGGAAGUAUAGCUGGGUACCUGCUCUGUUUUAGGCACCAUGGACAGCACUAAGGAUUCUGCUACCUUUAAACCAAACUUCCUAGGCAACAGAUUCUACUCUCAGUGUCUGGUCAAUGCAAUAGAUAAACAAUGUAACUUGGGGCUGCUCACCUGUUUCCAGUUUGCCAAUCUGUCUGGUCUCCCUGUUAGAAAAUACACUGUCUGCUACUGUGCUUUUUCUGGGAUUCAGUAUUAUAGCAUCACUGCCUCUUUUUUAGUCUUUUAUUGUUUUGUGUCCAUUUUAAAGCAACCCACUAAAUCAAGUUCAUGUUAAAGGGAUACCACUAAGACAUUUCUGUACAUCUUUUGCUGAAAACUUAAAUGCCUUACUCCAUUUAUCAAGUUGACAUGUUUUUAAUUCACAUGAGGUAUCUUGAAGUCUAAUAUAUACUGUAUUACAAAGACUUGUUCUAAUAUUUUUAAAUGUUUAUGCAAAAAAUAUAUAUUAUAGAACUUUUCUUUAAAGUUAAAAUACAGUACUAUUUAAAGCUGAAAGGUUAAAAAAAACAUUAUCACCUUAUAUGUCUUCUUCCACUGUGACUUUUUAGCUGCAGACUGGUACAUUUCAUUGCCUUUAAGUUAGAAGCUGCCUACUGCUUUUGUUGUUUUAUUUUAACCAACAGAGCACAGCGGCACUGCAAACUCUGGGAAUUGUCUUGGAUAAAAAUAUCAGGAUGUAGCUGUUUUAGAUACUUUAAUUUUGCUUCUUUUAUGUUUUGGGUAUUUGAUUUUGAAAAGUCAGAAUAUGAAACAAAUUCUCAGAUUGAACGACUUCUUGGACCUGGCUUGAAGAAUGUUUCAGUGUCUCAUUCACAGUAGGUUCGUAAGCUGCUCAUUUUUGAACAGCUGUUUGCAUGGAAUAGAAGCAUGUCCAUUUGACCACAUCAGUUUAUGCAAAAGCAUACGUUUUUUAAAUAAGAUAAAUGUUAAGUUGGUUUAUAAGUGAGCCUGUUAAUUGAACUACAGAUACUGCAUAUAAUCCCACAUCCCUUGACCAAUAAAAGUUGCUGGAGAACCAAA